This is a messenger RNA of Lolium perenne, 1791 nucleotides long. Its product is annotated as probable transcription factor KAN2. Gene Ontology annotation, biological process: regulation of DNA-templated transcription; abaxial cell fate specification. Gene Ontology annotation, molecular function: transcription cis-regulatory region binding. Gene Ontology annotation, cellular component: nucleus. The record is from RefSeq and is a predicted model, not a curated record. NCBI's taxonomy places the organism in Eukaryota, Viridiplantae, Streptophyta, Magnoliopsida, Poales, Poaceae.
UCUCACUUUAACAUGCCCACACACAUACGCACACACCGACGCAUACACUUGUCAAUUGUUCGCGAGCCACUGAUUCGCUAGCGCACGCAUCGCACACACUAUAUACAGUAGUCUCGUCACACAUCUCACUCUCACCCAACCCACACCCCACACCCCUCACCAAAUCCUCCUCUCUCUAGCUAGCUCAUCCACCAACAGAACCCAUCCAUCAUCUAUCCAGAAAUCAAGACCCACCAAAUUUCCCAAUUGAGAAAUCACAGCAGAAAAUCAUUUCGGAUCCAUCCAUUCUACAAGCAAGCUACUAGCUUCUUGAUCUGUUGCUAGUAGAAGCUUGCUAGCUCGCUAUAGCAAUUCCCAUGGAGUUGUUCCCCAGGCAACCGGACCUGGCGCUGCCAGUUAGCACCACCAGUUCGUCCUCCACCUCGGCGUCCUCACCUCCAGCUAGCUGGCCAAGGCCACCAGACGCUGGCUGCAACAGCAGCAGCAUGGAUCAGUUCAGCCCCCUAGGGUUUUGGCGAGCCACCACCGACAUCGCUGCUGGGGUGGCCAAUAAAUAUGGUUCCCCGUCGGCGGCAACCGCAAGCUACUCCAACCACAGCAACCACUACCAUCACCGGAUGAAUGCUUUGCUCAAGCCGAUAAGAGGAGUGCCCAUCUACCACCACCACCCCUUCCAGCUUCACCAGCAGUACCAGCAGCAGCACAUGGCAAUGACCUAUCGGAGCAACGGCGGCGGCGGCCUACUGCCAUCGUCCAGAUCGUCGAGGUUCCCGCCGGGGCGGCGCAGCGUGCGGGCGCCAAGGAUGCGGUGGACAACCACUCUGCAUGCUCGCUUCGUGCACGCUGUCGAGCUCCUUGGUGGUCAUGAUAGAGCGACUCCCAAGUCAGUACUGGAGCUGAUGGAUGUGAAGGAUCUCACCUUGGCACAUGUCAAAUCUCACUUGCAGAUGUAUCGUACGAUAAAGAGUACCGACAAACCAGCGAUUUUGUCAGGACAAAAUGAAGGAUUAGAUAAUGGAUCAGCGGGUGAGAUCUCGGAUGAGAGCUUGCCGGAGGCACUUAGCACUCACCGGGGUACAGAUUAUAAUGGAACCACUGCAAAUUCGCACAGCAGCAACAGUUACAAUGGUGGUUUGUGGAGCAACUCUUCAAGGGUUGGAUGGCCUGGUUUCCCCACAAAUAAUGCUGAAACUGGAACUUCAUGUCACAAUGAGGAUGCUCCGUCGAAGAGCCUCGAGAUGUCGGCUGAGAUGAACGUGUCGUGCAUCUCCGAUCAGACAUCAAGUCCACCAGGACAGCCGAACCUCGAGUUUACCCUCGGGAGGACACGCCAUUAAGUAACUAAUUAAUACAUAUUUGUAGCUAGGCUUAUUUAAUUGAUCCAAGUCAGCCAGGAUAGCUAGAUCGAGGUAAAGAUUAAAGGAAAAAAGAUGGGAUGCAGGCACAAGAAAAGAGGAAAGCAUUCGGUGAGCACUGCAACAUUCUGAUCAAGGUCAAAGGUGCCGAUGAGAUAAAAGAGAUGUGUGUGCGUGUGUGUGGAAGAGAGAGAUAGAGUGAGCUAGAUAGCUUUGCUAGAGAGAGAGAGAGAGAGAGCGAGAGAGCAGUAGUACUAUGAGAUCUUGCUGCUCCAUGAAUGGCUUCCUUUAUGUAUAAAGUGAUCAAUUAUGUUGUUCAAAGUUUGUGCAUGGAAUGUGGGAGAGAUGGAGAUCUAGAGAGAGUAGGGGGUAUCCAUCCAUCUUUUUUACUGCCACAUAAAAAGCUGGAAAAAUAAAAAGGGGAGUGAUUCAUCCA